UCAACAACCGAAAUUGCUCGAUUCCUGAAGCAUCCAUUUCCCCCAUUUUUCUUUGUAUAUAUUUUUAUUCGUAAUUUUACGCCGAGUAAUUCGGUGUUGGUCGCAUCACCGGUCCCUCCGCCUCGGUUUCCUCUCUCCUGCCUCCGCCGCCACGAAUCUCGAGCGCGUCCAUUAUUAGAUCGCCAUUGUUGGGGGUUUUUUUUCGUUCGAUUUUGUUUCGAUCCGAAGGGUUUUUCUCCUCUCCGAAUCGAAGUUUGCUUUUCUUUCCGCGACAUGAUAUGAGAUCCCAGGGUUUGCUGUAGUUCGAUUGUGGAGUAGAUGUAUUUAGGAGUUAAGAGUUUUUGUUUUAGUAGAUCUCUCUAAUUUGCACUGUGCUUGGUGAAUCAGUGCCCUGCGAGGUUGAGAAAUUCUAGGGUUCUUACAAUCUGAUCGUUUGAGAGUUAUUUUCUGUGACCUGGAUGCUGUUUAUGUUGAGAAUUCGGCCGUUUUAGGGUUUAGAAUGUGAGAUCUAUUUGACUUGAGCUCCUGGUCUUAAAUUGGAGUUUCCUAGCUACAUGUUUGGUGCAAAAUUAGUGUUUUAUAGCCACAGCUUUAUUUUGUUAAUAUCUAGAUUAUUUGAAUUAAAGUUCCUUUUUUGUUUUUAACCCUGGGGAUUAGAAAUUACAAGCAGCUUAGCACAGAACGAACUUCUGUUACAUAGGGCAUGAAAUCUCUGAAUUUUGACUUCUCUGUUUCGUCGAUUCAAUCCGACCUUUCAACUUGAGAGAUAUAUAUUUCGGUUCCUAUGGAGGCUAAAGUCGGUGGCAGCGUAGAACAUCAGCUUCAUUGUGCCAAAACAUCCAAUGGACUCAAAAAGAAGAAUUUUGAUUGGGAUUUGAAUGAUUGGAAAUGGGACGGCAGUCUCUUCACGGCUACGCCGCUGAAUUCUGCUCCAUCGGAUUGCCGUAACAAGCAAUUAUUCUGUGUGCAAGAAGCUGCCAUGCAAGCAAAUCGCUCAACUUUUGGUCCCAACGAGAUCGAUUUCGGUCUCACUCAGAAAGGUAAUGGAAAACUAGAAGGGAAGCGUAGGAGGAUUAUAGUGGUAGAAGAAGAGGAAGAAGAUGAUGAAUCUUAUGAUCAAUUUGGAUCUCCUUCCUUGAAGCUCGGGGAACAAUCUCAUCUGGUUUCUGAGGCUGGGCCUGCCCCCCUAGAAGAGAACAAUGAGAAGAGUGCCAAGUUGCAGGGCAGAAAUUCGAGUGGGCCCUCUUGCCAAGUGGCGGGUUGCGGGGGUGAUCUCACUGAAGCAAGGGAUUACCUGAGGAGGCACAAGGUUUGCGAAGUGCAUUACAAAGCCAAGAGUGCGCUUGUAGGGAAUGAUAUGAAGCGGUUUUGUCAGCAAUGUAGCAGGUUCCACCUUCUCCAAGAAUUUGAUGGAGACAAGAGAAGUUGCCGGCGGCGACUGGCUGGGCACAACGAAAGGAGAAGAAAAACUCCAGCCAAUCCCACUCCGAAUGGGACCUCUUUCGAUGGUGAUCAAAAUAGCAGCUAUAUAUUGCUCAGUUUGCUGAAAAUACUUUCCAACUUAGAGUCUGUUAACUCUGAGCAACCAAAUAAUCAGGAACUUCUGAUCCAUCUCCUGACAAACCUCGCUGGACUCGCGGGUUCAUCUGAUUCAAGAAACAUUGCUCGGCUCCUUCAGGCAUCUCAAGAAAAUCUGCACAAAUCUGGAAGUUCUGCUGGGCAGUCAUCAGAAGCUGCUAAUGCACUUCCAAACAGCUAUACUUUGCUUGAACCUAAUACUACUGUAGCUACUACUGCUGCAGCUUCAGCUAUGCCUUUGGAAAGAACUAAAGCAGGAGCUCCUGUAGUAGAGAAAGAGCCAGGAAUUCCUUCUCAAAGGACAGAAGAGGCGCCUUUGCAACUUAAUAGGUUAAAGAAUUUUGAUUUAAAUUGCACCUAUAAUGAUCAAGAGCAUUGCUUAGAACAGCACACAGCAACAACUGCCACUCAGCAAAAUGGUUCACUUGCUUAUGCUACUUGGAUGGUGAAGCAGUCCGGUCCGUCACAGAUGAAUGGUAAUUUAGAUUCUUCGUCUUGGCGAUCUCUAAACUCGAACAGAAAUGAUCAGAGUCGUACAGACAAAAUUGUCUUCAAGCUCUUUGGAAAAGAUCCAAAAGAUUUCCCUCUUGUUUUGCAUCCGCAGAUAUCCAACUGGUUGUUACAUUGUCCUACCGAGAUGGAAAGCUAUAUUAGGCCUGGUUGUAUCAUUCUAACACUUUAUCUUCGUCUGGCUGACUCUCUGUGGGAGGAGCUCUACCAUGAUCUUACUUCUUGGAUGGAGAGGCUACUCAAUAUCUCCAGUGACGACUUUUGGAGGACUGGAUGGGUAAUUGCUAGGGUACAACAUCAUAUGGCAUUUAUUUACAAUGGCAUGGUUUUACUAGAAGCUCCUUUACCAUCCGAAACACAUAAUUCUUGCAAAAUUUUGUCAGUCACGCCUAUUGCUGUUCCUUGUUCUUCUACGGUUAACUUCACAGUAAAGGGCUUGAGUCUGGCACAAUCCACCUCAAGGUUACUUUGUGCAUUUGAUGGGAAGUACUUGUUCGAAGAAACAACACAAGCUUUGUGUAAUGGUACUAAUGAAUUACCAGAGUGUCUGAGCUUCUCUUGCUCCAUCCCUGAUGCAACUGGGAGAGGAUUUAUUGAGGUUGAAGAUUAUGAUUAUAGCAGUAUCAUUUUUCCAUUUAUAGUUGCAGAAGACAACAUUUGCUCUGAGAUUCGCGCUCUAGAGAAUGAAAUCAAUGUUGCCUCAUACGAUAAACUCUUUGAAGAAGGAAUGGGAUCUAUAAAUACCCAACACGAGGCAGUAAAAUUUUUACAUGAAAUGGGUUGGCUACUUCGAAGGAGUCACAUGCAGUCUAAAUCUCAGCAAAUAGAGUUUCACACUGAGGUCUUUACUCCGACCCGGUUCAGGUGGCUUGUGUCCUUUGCCGUGAAUCGAGAAUGGUGUGCAGUUGUUAAGAAGCUUUUAGAUGUAAUGUUUCAUGGAAGCAUUGACUUAGAUGAUCAGACUCCAUCAGAGUUUGCUUUAGGAGAAGAUUUGCUUCAUACUGCUGUUAGGAAGAAGUCAAAGCCAUUGGUCGAACUUCUAUUGAGAUACAGAACAGAGGCUGCUUUAAAGGAGAAAACUCCUCCUGGCUUUUUGUUUAGACCUGAUAUGAUGGGCCCCUCAAAUAUAACACCUCUCCAUGUUGCAGCCACAAUUAGUGAGGCUGAGGGAGUAUUGGAUGCCUUGACCAAUGAUCCUCAGCAGUUGGGAGUCAAAGCAUGGAAGAACUGCCGAGACAUUACUGGUUUCACUCCUGAGGAUUAUGCUCGCAGUAGGGGCCACGAAUCCUACAUCCAGCUUGUUCAGAAGAAAAUUGACAUUCAAAUGGGAAAAAACCACAUAUUCCUCGGCAUCCCUAGCACUUUCGUGACUGAUGCCAGUUAUAGAAAAGCUGAUGGAUCCAACUAUAGCAAGCAAAGUGCUUUUCAAAUUGACAAGUUCAAAUUUCAACCAAUGCAGCAGCCUUAUUGCAAGCAAUGUGAGCAGCAGGUGUUCUACCGCCCUUAUGCAAGAAGGUCAUUAUUGUAUAGGCCGGUAGUGUUUGCAAUGACCGGCAUUGCGGCAGUGUGUGUUUGUGUUGCGCUGAUAAUGAAAGGCCCACCGGUGGUUAGGUUUAUCGAUGCUCCUUUCACAUGGGAAUCACUCGGUUCUGGUUAUAUGUGAGAAUUUAAUAACACAAGAAGCUUGUUACUAAUAAGUUAACACAGCUGAUAGUGCUUUCUGCUUUGAUGUAUACCUGCGACUUUCUGUUGAGUGUUUUUACCCAGCAAGUUUUUGUCCUUUUUUUUUUGUAAUUAUUUGUUCAGACUUGUAGCGGAACAUUGUGAUUGCAAUUAUUAUGGGAAACUCAACAGGGUUAAUCGAGAAAGUUAA
Molecule: messenger RNA, 3961 nt
Organism: Ananas comosus (pineapple)
Lineage: Eukaryota; Viridiplantae; Streptophyta; Magnoliopsida; Poales; Bromeliaceae
Product: squamosa promoter-binding-like protein 1
Exons: 10
Coding region: 785-3751 (988 amino acids)
Cellular component (GO): nucleus
Molecular function (GO): DNA binding
Source: RefSeq, a predicted model, not a curated record